Ylistrum balloti is the source of this 690-nucleotide messenger RNA. RefSeq lists its product as uncharacterized. The annotation marks the transcript as partial. The record is from RefSeq and is a predicted model, not a curated record. The transcript has a single exon. Lineage: Eukaryota; Metazoa; Mollusca; Bivalvia; Pectinida; Pectinidae.
UUCCUUCUCUCUUUACCUUGGCGUUUCCUUCUCUCUUUACCUUGGUGUUUCCUUCUCUCUUUGUCUUGGCGUUACCUUCUCUCUUUACCUUGGCGUUUUCUUCUCUCUUUACCUUGCUGUUUCCUUCUCUCUUUACCUUGGCGUUUCCUUCUCUCUUUACCUUGGCGUUUCCUUCUCUCUUUACCUUGCUGUUUCCUUCUCUCUUUACCUUGCUGUUUCCUUCUCUCUUUACCUUGGCGUUUCCUUCUCUCUUUACCUUGCUGUUUCCAUCUCUCUUUACCUUGCUGUUUCCUUCUCUCUUUACCUUGGCGUUUCCUUCUCUCUUUACCUUGGCGUUUCCUUCUCUCUUUACCUUGGCGUUUCCUUCUCUCUUUACCUUGCUGUGUCCUUCUCUCUUUACCUUGGCGUUUCCUUCUCUCUUUACCUUGCUGUUUCCUUCUCUCUUUACCUUGGUGUUUCCUUCUCUCUUUACCUUGGUUUUUUUCCUGGUUUUAUCAUAUGAAUAAACAAAUAUUAAAUUGAUCUAUUUUACAAUAAUUGUGAAACAAGCUUUAAGCUUAUUGUAAUCCCUCUUGUUGGCUUUGAUUAAAAUUUUUCCCUCUUUUUGACCCGGAUUGAAAUUUUUCCCUCUUGUUGGCUUGGAUUAAAAUUUUUGCCUCUUUUUGACCUGGAUUGAAAUUUUUCCCUCUU